This is a messenger RNA of Ectocarpus sp. CCAP 1310/34, 5022 nucleotides long. Lineage: Eukaryota; Phaeophyceae; Ectocarpales; Ectocarpaceae. The record is from the annotation of a GenBank genome assembly.
CAAGCGACAGAGGCCAGGUGUGGUGUGCAUUGGUGUGGUGUGCAUUGCAUGCAUAAAAGGUUGUUGGUACCCAGCAUUUUUGGAAUUUGCAAAAUACUUUUCGCCGCAUGUCAACUUCGCAUGGUCCACACGCACGCAUCACGCUGCCUUUCUUUGCAGAUCACGCAUCACGCUGCUGCCUUCUUUGCAGAUUACACGUUGAGACUAACCUCACGGGCCCCACUUCGCAGGCGUGCAGCGGGUAGAGAACGGGCAGCAGCGGCCAGAGCCGCGGCCAGAGAUGCCGAGAGGGCCAGGCGAGAGAGGGAGGCUAAUGUGAAGCGGAGAGAUCUUGCGGAGUUUCACGCUGCUAGGCCGCUGGAAAAGUUGGGUUGGGCCAGAUUAGAGAUGCAAACGAAUUUCCAGCAGCCCAUGACCGCCCGGAGGAUGCACGUGUGCACAGUGUGCUCUGAACGUUGGGACACCGCAGAGGACGGACCAGGGGACGGACCAGGGGACGGAGGUGCCGUCUACAGUUGUCCGCGGUGCAAGAAGGACAAGAAGAGUCCGAAGCUGUUCUCCGCCGACAACACCAUGGAUCCUGGGAGCGUACCCGUCGAGCUCCAGGGCCUGACCCAGACGGAGGAGAUGCUCAUCGCGCGGUGCUGUCCGAUCAUGCGCGUCCUCCACCUCAAGGGUGGGCAGCUAGGGUACGGUGGCCAUGUCGUCAACGUCGCUCAGGACAUCAGUACCUUAGCCGCUGCCCUCCCCAGGUUGGCCGCCGAUGUACCGAUCAUCAUCAUCCGGAGGGAGGGGCAGGAACCCGGCCAGCACAAGGACCUACACGUGCGGAGGGCUCGCGUGCAACGGGCUUUGCAAUGGCUCAUUGCCAACAACCCGUACUACCGCGACAUCGUCCUUGACAACACGGCCCUAUCCCAGCUCCCCGUCGACGGGCAACUACGUGGACUGCGAACCACCGUCAGCGGGGGAGACUCGGAGCGUGACCUUGGCCCUCGGGGGGAGGGGGGAGGGGAGGAGGACGGCGAUACCCCCGAGGACACGGAGUCCUUUAUGGCUCCGGCAGGCAAGAGCAUGCUCGAGGACCGCGCGAUUGAAGCAGCCCUGCGGAGGCAGGUGAGGGAGAGCGGGGCGGAUGUUCCGGUCAACGCCUGGCCUGGGAUGGAGGCGACCGCCCUGAACGAGUUCAAGACAACAGGCCUCGCGUCCAUGGCCUUCCCCGCCCUCUUCCCAUGGGGGAAGGGAGACCCCACCGACCCGGCACGGUCCAGGAGCGUCAAGCCCACCGACGGCAUGAGACACCUUCUCAAAUUCUUCCGGGACGGUCGCUACCGCUUUGCAUCUCACCCCCGUUUUCCUCACUGGUGCCAGAACAUGCUCGAACGCCACAGGAUGCUCAGCCAGGCGCAGGUCUACCUCAAGCAAAACCCAGGGGACGCCGCCAUGACGAUAGAGCACAUGAGGCAUCUGUUCCGGUCGGGUUCGCCGCUGGCGCAGCAGCUCACACAGCGCAUGUGCCGGUACGGCGCCAACAUCACCGGGUCUAGGCCGUACUGGUACGCCAAGCAGCAGGAGCUCCAGGCGAUUUUUGCCACCAAGGGCUGCGCUACUCUCUUCUUCACGCUCUCUGCCGCCGACACCCACUGGGACGGCCUCUUCGACCUGAUGCCACCAGGGUACCAGGACUCCCCAGCGGGCAAACGGAGGGCCCUCAUUGAAAACCCGCAUAUCGCCGACACCUACUUCGGCAACAGGGCGGACGCUUUCACCUCCGCCUUUUUCGGCGGUGUACUCCAAGCCCAGUCGCUGUGGUACAGGCUUGAGUACCAGGGGAGGGGUAGCACGCACGCGCACGGAUGUGCCUGGCUCCAAGACGAUCCCGGUAUCGUCAACCUCGUCUGCAAAGCGUACGCUGGGAGGAAGGCGGCCGAACGGAUGGAGGCGGCCGAGGGCCUGGCCGCCGGACAGGGGGGGAUCGGCGACGAGGAAGAACGCCAGGCUCUGGAGCGAGCCGUCGCCGACGGCAAAACAGCGGACGACAAGGUUUGCAGAUACGCCGAUUGGCUCAUCUGCACCGUCAACACUCGGUCUACGGAGGAGCGCGCCGCCCAUCCGGGGGGAGUGCCAGACCCUCACCCAUGCUCCGUCAACCCCUUCAAGCACGGGCCUGUCAGCGACGAGGCCACAGGCCGUGCCGACAUCGACGGACUCAUCAACUGCUGCCAGCGCCACGUUUGCCGUCCUGAAGGGUACUGCAAGCGCGCUGGGCGGCAGGGGUGUCGCUUCGGCUUCCCGCACGAGUGUCAACCCGAGACCUCCUUGCAGUUCGAGGAGAUGGACAACGGCUCCGUGAGAGCCACCAUCAAAACCAAGCGCAACGACGGCAAUCUCAACAGCUACUGCCGCCUUGCUCUCUCUCAUUGGCGGGCGAACAUCGACUUCCAACUCAUCUUGGACUGGGACCAGGCGGUGCGGUACAUGGUGAAGUAUGUGAGCAAAGGAGAGAAGCGGUCGCCCGCCGCCGCCGACGUCUUCGCCCGGGCCAUCGGUCGCGCGGACGAUGACGCUGACGAGGCGCAAACAGUCCUGCGAAGCGUGUUCCUCAAGUGUACGGGCGAGCGCGACAUUUCCGCCCAGGAGACGGCACGGCUGCUCCUCGGGAACAAGCUGUGCUCUUCUUCUUUCAGCUUCGUACGCCUCGUCGUCGACCCUUCCACCAGCACACGCCAGGUUAACCUCGACGGUGCGGCGGGGGAGGGCGCCCUCAAGAAAUCCAUGCGGGACCUCUACGCCGGCCGGCGCAGCGUCAUCGACAAGUACCCAUCCAUCAUGGAUGUUAGCUACUUCCAGUUCCACCAGCUGUACACUCGAGACCGGGGGGGGGGGGUCACGGCGAGAGACGGCGCGGGCAGCCUCGUCGUCAUCAAGCUGCCUGCCCUGCCGUGCUCUCCGGGGAGCGCGCGGCAUCUUGAGGCCUGCCGCAACAACCUCUUCGCCCACAGGCCAUGGGAGGAUGAGCCGACAACAGCCUGCCGCGACAUGGGGGCAGUCACGGACCUGGAUGCCUCAGCCUCCAUCUCCGGAGAGGAACCCAAGCUCGCCCUGCUGUGGGACGCCUUCGUCCAAGCCAACCAAGACCUGCCCGAGCUGCGCUUCGGCGACAUGCUGGCAGGGCGGCUGUCUCUUGCCCGCCGAGAGGCCGCGUCCACGGCCGAAGACGACGACGACGACGGCUUGCUCUUAGACCAGCCCGACGAUUGGAUGGAUGGGGCCAACAUGCGGCGAAGAGGCGCCGCCAGGGAAGAACAGGAGGUUGACACAAGGUGGGACGCUGAAUACAACUGGGCCGGCGCCCGAGCGACUGAGGUCCAACAUGAGCUGGAGAGAGGGCCAACGUGGAUUGCGAACGCCAAGAAAGCUGCAGCCGGCACUGGCCCCGCCACCGAGAUUCCUCAUGUGGCUCCGGACUCUCUCAAUGAGCGGCAACGCAAUUGCUACGACGUCGUCAGGGACCACUUCGAGAACGAGCGCGAGGAGCCACUGCGCAUGAUGGUUCUCGGGACGGCAGGCACGGGGAAAUCAUACCUCGUGUAUGCCCUCUCCAGGCUGCUCGGCGGCUUCCUUCGACGGGCAGCUCCAACCGGUAUGGCGGCCUUCCUCAUCGCCGGCAGCACGCUGCACAGCCUCCUCCGACUGCCGGUGAGGCAAGGAAGGAAUCUCCAGGGUCAAAGCCUCAAAGCCCUGCAGAAUUCCCUUACUGGCGUCAAGUACAUCAUCAUCGACGAGCUAUCGAUGGUCAGCCAGUCCCAGAUGGCGUGGGUCGAUCGACGUCUGCGACAAGGGACAGCUGUAGACAAACCCUUCGGCGGAAUCUCCCUGAUCAUGACCGGCGAUCUGGGCCAGCUGCAACCGGUGGGAGGAACUCCGCUGUACAAGCAAAACCCAGCUGCCGCGCUCAACGUUGAAGGCUAUGCCGCCUACAGCCUCUUCCAGGACGUCUUCAUCCUUGACAGAGUUCAGCGGCAGACGGCAGCCGCCGCCAACGACGACGACCAGAGAGGCUUCAUCGAACUGCUGCCGCGUGCGCGUGAUGGACAGCUUUGCGACGAGGACUGGGACCUCCUCCUGAAGAGACAGCCCAACCGCCUGACCGCCGCUGAGAAAGCGGCUUUCGAGGACGCAACGAGGCUCUUCUACUCCAAGAAAGAGGUCAACAAGUACAACGGCAAGAAACUCCGGGAGCUGGACAACCCCGUCGCUCGUGUUAGCGCCGUCCACACGGGCGCGAACGCCAGGAGGGCGACAGCAGACACCGCGGAGGGGCUCGAGAGGGACCUCUACUUAGCCAAGGGAGCGAAGGUUAUGCUCUCGAAGAACCUGUACCAACAAGUUGGGCUGGUGAACGGCAUUAGAGGCGAAGUCGUCGAGUUGGUGUGCGCAGAUGAUGCGCCCCCGCCGAAGCUCCCCCUUUACGUUGUCGUCAAGUUUGAAGGGUACUCGGGGGGGGAAUGGUCGUCUCAGGAGAGGUAUAGACGUUGUGUCCCUAUUUCUCCCGUCGACACCACCUGGCAGGACGGGGGGACGCAGGUCAGGACGCAGCUGCCCCUUAGGCUCUGCUGGGCAAUUACGAUGCACAAGUCCCAGGGGCAGACUUUAGCCAAGGCCGUCAUUGACUUGGGGCCCAAGGAGGCCUGCACGGGGCUUACUUUCGUCUGUCUCAGUAGGGCGAAGAGACUUGUGGACCUCAUGGUAGAGCCCAUGAGUUUCGACAGGAUUGGUAACCUUGGAAAUUCGCCGACGAUGAAGGCUAGGCUGCAGGAAGAGGUUAGACUUGGGGAGUUAGCACAGAGUACGAGGGUCAAGUACACGGACAUGGGCGUCUUCAGCGCCGUCGCGGGUAACCAAUGACGUGAAUUGCAAAGAGAAAAAGAAGAAGAAAGGGUCUCUUCCACCUCCCGCGGACGCACACGUCUGACGACAGUUACAUCUAUCAGCUGUCGCUCGUUUUAGCGACAGCUACUA